AGUCUGAAGAGUCUAAAGAGUCUAAAGAGUCUAAGGAGUCUGAAGAGUCUGAAGAGUCUAAAGAGUCUAAAGAGUCUAAAGAGUCUAAAGAGUCUGAAGAGUCUGAAGAGUCUGAAGAGUCUAAAGAGUCUGAAGAGUCUCAAGAGUCUAAAGAGUCUAAAGAGUCUAAAGAGUCUAAAGAGUCCAAAGAGUCUAAAGAGUCUAAAGAGUUUAAAGAGUCUAAAGAGUCUAAAGAGUCUAAAGAGUCUAAAAAGUCUAAAGAGAUUAAAGAGUCUAAAGAGUCUAAGGAAUCUAAAGAGAUUAAAGAGUCUAAAUAG
Molecule: messenger RNA, 317 nt
Organism: Cydia splendana
Lineage: Eukaryota; Metazoa; Arthropoda; Insecta; Lepidoptera; Tortricidae
Product: processed variable antigen
Exons: 1
Source: RefSeq, a predicted model, not a curated record